AUGGUCCAGGAUGCUCUAUUGUCUGGUAAUUUGUUUAUAUUGCUGAUAUACGAGCAGCAGAGAUACUGGCCCCGAAAGGGAGCACCAUCUGGUUUUUAUUCCACCAAACAAUGUAUCGUACUUUCUACGAACCCAGAUUCGCUGGUUUCGCUUAGCGGGGACGGAAAGCAGGCUUCGCUUCAACCUCAGUUCAUGAUCAAUCUUCUGAAUGGUGUACUGUCGAAAGUGAAGAACGAGCUACAUCAGCAGGGCUUGGGUAUUAAUCUGGACCCCGUCGGACAGCCAAUCGACUUUUCGGCGCGACCGGUUGAUCCAAUUUUUCGCAAAGCUCGUGAACAGCUGGAGAAUAGCCGUGGCUACGUUGAUACUACAUCAAACCAGUCAACCCAAACGACUAAUCCAGGGAGCCGUCGCUCAUCAUCUUGUUCAGUUAAUGAUGCGAAAGUUGCCCGUUUGACUUCAAGGCGCGUACAAGCGGCUACAAUUGGUGACAAUAUCCUGGAUGUACCACUUUCGCAAGCAGUCAGUGAUGAUUUACAGCAACCUCCCAAAUCUUUCACAAAAGAGAGUGAAUUUCCGAAUGAGAAAAAAGCCGAGUCAGAAAAGAAGUCUGAGGAAAAUCAGCCACCGAAUAAGCAGUCAAAGCUCGAUGCAGAAGGAUGUGACAAAGAGAUACUCAUUGACUGA
Messenger RNA from Gongylonema pulchrum, 687 nucleotides. Lineage: Eukaryota; Metazoa; Nematoda; Chromadorea; Rhabditida; Gongylonematidae. The record is from the annotation of a GenBank genome assembly.